GAGCGCAAUCACAUGGAGUUGUGUCAACACGACUGAUGCUGCCAGUUAUUUAAUGUUUUAUCAUCACGGAAUGACUUUAAAACUAUAACCAAAAGUGAUGCUGCAUUAAACUGGAUCUUCAGCCAAGCAUCGGUUUCCGUGACGUCAUGGGGUCCGCCGGUACCGAGGAGCCGGUGCGGCUGCAGGUAGACUUGUGCUUGAGGACUCUCUCCGCCUCACGAGACCCCGGGGAGAUCGUGCACGCGCUGCGCACACUCACGCGCAACCUGGAGGACGGCGAGUUCAAGCGCCUUCACUACACACACGCAAUUCAGGUGUUGGUGAGCGCGCACUGCUUCGGCGGGUCGUGUGAUGAUGAGGAGAUCAAGAAGCUCUGGUGUGAGAUGUUCCUCAGGGGUCCACCGGACCAAACACUGCUGCUUCUGCUGGACACCAUCAGCUCCACAGGAGAGUGUGCGGCUCUGGAGCGAUGCAUGUCUGUACUGGAGAAGUUCAAAAUUAAAAAGUGA
Molecule: messenger RNA, 509 nt
Organism: Sinocyclocheilus anshuiensis
Lineage: Eukaryota; Metazoa; Chordata; Actinopteri; Cypriniformes; Cyprinidae
Product: telomere length regulation protein TEL2 homolog
Exons: 4
Coding region: 147-509 (120 amino acids)
Source: RefSeq, a predicted model, not a curated record